Messenger RNA from Dermacentor albipictus, 11368 nucleotides. The record is from RefSeq and is a predicted model, not a curated record. NCBI's taxonomy places the organism in Eukaryota, Metazoa, Arthropoda, Arachnida, Ixodida, Ixodidae.
CUUCCCAGUUGAGAAAAACACGCCGAAGAAGAGAGAUAUGGAACGCUAGUAGGGGUGCGGUAACGCAGUUUCUUUUUAAAUCACUCGGCCCGGAGAGCGCCUCGUAAAGUGACCUCCACCGCCCAGACAUGUCGACCCCGACUGUGCUUCUAGGCCGUCGUUCGCCGAACAAGCAAACGCAGCUCGCCAAGCGGACACCUACCGAACCAAUCACAACAGCGCAGUCACUGUGUCACUCUGGAAAUAGCCUAGUCGGACGAUUCGGCGACGGCAGCGCGCCAAGCGGGCGACGUCAUUGAAGACCACAGACCUGCAUCUGGGUCAUUGUUUGCGGAACGAGUGAACGCUGCUCAAGACUCUCGCAUCUCCGGAGUUGUUUACUACAGCGCACACAGUGAGUCAGAAGUGUUCGACUUGUGGCUCUCGUCACCGAUUCAACUACUGCAGGCAUCAAGCGCACGUUGUCUUUGGAGACCCGACCCCAUCGCCGAGCCCUUCCAGAGUCAUUCAGUACGACAGCGCACUCAUUGAGUGAGUCUGGAAAGACAACUCGGCCCUAUCGCCGAUUCAGCGACGGCAGCGCGCCAAGCGGAAGACGUCUUCGGAGACGCCAGUCCUUCACCCUGCGCCUACAGCGUCAUAGCUCUUACUCGUAGACGAAGCUAACGCGCCACGGCCUCUUGCGAGUCAAUCGGGUUUAAGACUGCAACUGUGAAGUUCAUGGAGCGAGGACGGCGCUUCAGGGUGACGUCACAGGGCCCCCUUCGCUUGCGACUUGGCAGCCAGCUGCGUUAUACCACUGCCUAUGAGUAAGCGAACACAGCGCUCCAAGCGAAGAUUGUUUACCGUCAUUCAUUCAGGCCUAGUGUAAGCGCGACGUAGCCUAGGCAGAGUACAUGGUGUGCGAAAAGCCUUUAGAGUUGUGACCUUGCUUGUGUUUCGACUGUUGGAUACUGGGACUUGAUUUUCUUAUCAUUAGUGAAGUGACCCGCAAGUCUCUGCUCGCUGUCUUUCGCGUUCAGAAUUUAAAGGGCAGAAGCACGACGAAGGCAACUGUGAAAACGUAACAGCUGCCACUGCAAAGUGAAACUAAGACGCCAAGGUAACUAAGCUCUUAACGGCCAAUGCAGACGGAGUGUGAUGAUCGAAGUGUUUACUGGGUUGGCUGCAGUGACACUUAUAUGACCAUCUCACAAAUGUUUUGUAAGAAUGCUUGCUGGUCGACGUAGUCUAUCGUAUUUAAUGCGUUCUACGCGAAUGCGUCAUUUGCUUGCAUGAAGCAAGUGUGACAAGCAGGUUAGACUUACUCACCAGCUGUGGCUUCGCAAGCCAUUUGGCUCACCAAGACACCAUAGUGCCUCUCCUGCAACGAGGGGUAGUAACAUGGAUUCGGGUGGUGCAAUAACACAGCCCAUGAAGAAGUAACAGCAGUAUAGCAGUGGUACAGUAUAGUUUACAAAUUGUCAAACCUAAGCAGCCGUUAGUUAGAUAGCAAAGUUGUCUGCAUGAUUCAGCACAUACGUUCUGCUAUUCAUGUGCUUCACUUCACAAGAUCUGGAUUCAAAAAACAGUGAGGAGUGAAUGAACUUGAUUGGGAAACCAAGCCUGGUCAGCAGAAAAGCAUUUCGUAAAAAAAAGAGAGAAAAGCGUGAUGUCGAGCAAGGAAGCUGUAAUUCUUCAAUAAGGAGUGUGUGGUUAGUCAUGCGAGUCUGGGCGAUUUACUUCGUCGUUUGAAACAAUCUUAUGCCUUCGAGGAAAGUUCGAAAGCCACUGACCUCACAAAGCGCUUUUUGCCUUUACCGUGAUGGUCUUUCACCUCUGGCGAGCAGAUAACCUCCUGAGUUUCUUUGGGGCCGGCCAAAGCUUGACGUAGUACGGCUUCCACAGGUUACGCCACAAAUGAAAAAAAGAAAAGCAAUAAGAAGAGAGAUUUCAAAUUUUCAAUUUGAGGUGUCGACUUGAGAGAGUCUGAAACUUUGAGCAUCCUCCACCAACUUUUGCGCGUUGAGUGCACUAUUUGCUGCGUUUCAUUUGUUGCAGUUGAUUUUUUUUCUUUUCUCGUUUUCUAUGUUCUUUUCGCUAGUGUUAACAGCCAGCGAAGUGAGUGAAGUGAAGUUGCAAGAGCCUACCAAGUAGCUUCGCCGAGACGAACGUAUUUUAGUCGCUUUUCAUGAGUGACGUCAUACCCUUUGAGGGGUUAUAAAACCUCUAAAGUGAAGGAGGCGCCUGGAGUGUAAGAAGACUUUGACAUAGAGUGGUUCCGAAGUGAUUGCCCCUUUGUGUCAUUUCCAUGAACGUCGGACGGUCGUAAAGGGCGUGUGAUACACUGGACGCUCGCAGCUGUGAUUCAGUCGAUGCUUUCAGAGUGAAUAAACGGCACCUUAUUUUGUUCUCUCAAUCGUCACAGCACUAUUUACAGUUCUGAAGGGAUAGUGACCGAAGGCUACGAUGUGUUUACGAAGAAAACCCAUCGAGAAACAAACAAACAUAAUCUUAGAGGGCAUCGGCACGGUGUUUCGGUCGUGCUGAUGCAGUAGGUUCUCUUGUACUCGGGUAAAGGAUUGACCCAGGGGACCAGCCAAGAACCUCUGAACGCAGUGGCAGUUGUCAUCCAUCGCAACUUCGAAGUGCCAUGGAGAAGCUUUUCAAACGUUAUUUUUCUAUGCGCUCAGAGAAAACAUCGGCUAGCAAGAGUUUGAAGGGCACUGCAUAUCCACAUUUCUAAAAUACUCGCACAUUUAUAGUAACACAAGCGGCACAACGCGGAUCGAAAACCUCGCAUGCUUUAGGACUGACAAGAUCAUGACUUUUGUUUCAUUCAACUUAUAAGACUUGUUAACGACGGAAACUUCUUAUUCUUCAGUUAUCUCGUCACAAAUCAAGGCACAUCUGCCGGCUCACAACUCUAUUACGUUGACUACUAUACUUGCCUAAUUUCUAGUCUACCUUCCAACGAGUGAGAGAAAGCUCGACUCUUUGCUCAACGAACUAGUCAAACUUGUGAAUGCACGUACAGAGACGAAGAUUCGACGGGCCGAAACCACCGGAGGACUUCUACCGUGACCAGUGCAGCUAUAGGGGUGUUCCUGUGCAGAUCGGUGUGGCCGAAAGGGUCGAGUGUAGUGCAUGAGUGCCAAUCUCUUUUCGAGUGGGUGUUGUCCCGAUCUGUUCCGGAUAGCACCUGCUGUAGUGACGCAAUGGGACAUGUGGUCCACGCCAUUUCGCCGGACGUCCGGAAGCUACGACUUCGUGGUCACCUCCACGUCAUCAAGAAAAGCGAUCCAGGGAGAAGUUAAGCUCCCCGCUGAGAAUGGAGAUACGAGGCAGUACCGGGCCACGCCUGACUGGGGGGAGAGUGCUAUCAAUGGGGACCACUUAUGGACAGCCACUAGUGCCUCUGGGGAUCUCUGUUACGUGGGAGAGAGUGAAUGCUCAAAACAUGGACCCCGGAUGAAAUGCCCAGCUUGUAAAAUAACUGUUCACGCCGGAUGCAUUAGCAUUUUAAGUGAUAAAAUGAAGUUUCAAUGUAAGCCAACAUUCAGAGAUGUUGGCAUCAGACAAUACCGAGAGCAAACUGUGAUUCAGCACCACUGGGUACAUAGGCGCUAUGAGAAAGGCAAGUGCCAACAGUGUAGCAAGUCCUUUCAGUCAAAACUCUCAUUUGGUAGCAAGGAGAUAGUGGCCAUCAGUUGCACGUGGUGCAAGACAGCCUACCACAACAAGGAGUCUUGUUUCAGUAUGCAAAGGAUUGGGGAGCAGUGCAACCUGGGUACACACAUGGACAUCAUAGUGCCGCCCUCGUGGAUCGUCAAGCUGCCCAGGAAGGGUUCCUUCAAGUCAUCUAUCAGGAGGUCACCAAAGAAGCGGGCUUCUACGAAAAAGAAGUCCCGUAAAGAGGGAUGUGGAGACAAGGACAUGCAGCGUGCGUUUGCCAUCAAGCCAAUCCCGUGUGCGUCAAGCAAGCCCCUGUUGGUGUUCAUCAAUCCACGAAGUGGGGGCAACCAGGGGUCCAAGAUGAUGCAGAAGUUCCAGUGGCUUCUUAACCCACGCCAGGUCUUCGAUCUCUCGGAAGGAGGUCCCAGACAGGGGCUUGAGCUCUACCGCAAGGUGAACAACCUACGAAUACUGGCAUGUGGGGGCGAUGGAACGGCGGGCUGGAUCUUGUCCGUGAUUGAUGAGAUCGGCAUCGUGCCCCCGCCGCCCGUCGCUGUGCUACCCCUGGGUACCGGCAACGAUCUGGCUCGUGCACUUGGCUGGGGAGGGGGUUACACGGAUGAGCCUGUAUCAAAGAUACUCCAAGAUGUUCAGAAUGGGGACAUCGUUCAGCUGGACAGGUGGGACCUAAUUGUAAAUAGAAACACGGAGGUGGACAUAUCUCAGUGCGAAGAAGGCAAAGAGACUGUGCCUUUAAAUGUUGUGAAUAAUUAUUUCUCUAUCGGUGUGGACGCCCACAUUGCCUUGGAGUUUCACGAAGCACGCGAAGCUCACCCUGAGCGGUUCAACAGCAGGCUAAAGAACAAAAUGUUUUACGGCCAGGCAGGAGGCAAGGAUCUCCUUCAGCGAAAGUGGAAGGACCUCUGCAACUACGUCACAUUGGAGUGCGAUGGCCAAGAUUACACGGGGAAGUUACGAGAGCACAAAGUACACUCCAUUCUCUUCUUGAACAUUCCCAGUUAUGGUGGUGGCACGAGACCCUGGGGAAAUCCGGGGACAGCAUUUGAAAUGCCACAGACCGAUGAUGGCCUCAUUGAAGUGAUUGGCCUCACCAUCUACCAAAUGCCUUUCCUCCAGGCGGGUGGCCAUGGCACGUGCCUAUGCCAGUGCCGGAGCGCCCGCGUCGUGACGAGCAAAACCAUCCCGGUGCAAGUGGAUGGGGAGCCCUGCCGCCUACUGCCAUCGCUCAUCGAGCUGCAUAUGCGCAACAAGGCCUGCAUAGUGGCCAAGGCCAAGAUUCACAACCAAGUGCCAAGCCAGUUACCACUGGAAAAGCUGACCAUUGCCAUCCGAAAGCUGAACAUGGCUGAUUACGAGAAUUAUCACUACGACAAGGAGAGGCUACGAAGCCUAUCCAUACCGAUUGGAACAUUGACUGUGAACCCUGACACUGAUCUGGAGAAUGUCAGGCUGAUGAUCAACCAGUUGUGUUCUCUGGAAGGUCCAGACGCACAGAAUCUGUCACCGUCCAAGAGGUUCUCACCCGACUGGUGCUUUCUGGAUUCGUGCACAGCGGAGAGGUUCUUUCGCAUCGACCGAGCUCAGGAGCAGUUACACUACGUCGUCGACAUCGGUCAGGACGGUGUGUACAUCCUCGACCCAGAGCAAUCGCCGAUCGCUCCGGAGCCGCCACCACCGCCACUGACGUCACCCACAACAGAGGAGAUUAGUGCCCUGGACAGUUCGUCCGUCUUGAAGGACACUGCGGAAGGCCUAGCAGCUGUAGCAGCAGCCGCAGCCGCAGCUGCAGCCGAAGCUGUAGCCGAAGCUGAAACGAAGGAGCCAGCUCCAACGUGGAGCCCCUCUACCCCCAUGCAAGACUGUAAGGAACAGAAAGUUGAAGCUGGAGAGCAGCUGCAGCCAACUUCAUCGCACGAAGUAAUCAUGGCUGCCAAACUGGGGGAUCUCUUAAGGCUAAAGCAGCUUUGUGACAGUGGUCACAGCCUGCUGUCGACGGACGACAGUGGGAUGACGGCACUGCACCAUGCCGCUCGCUACGGACACAAGGACGUUGUUCGGUAUAUUGUCGCCAGCGCGCCGCCAGUGAUCUUGGACAUUGUGGACAAAGACAGAGGACAGACGGCUCUUCACAAGGCGGCGGCGUACAAGCGAAGAACUAUCUGUUGCAUGCUCGUAGCAGCAGGAGCAUCGCUGUCCAAGGCAGACUGCCAGGGACAGACAGCGAAGCAGCUGGCUGCCAGAGCCGGCGAUGAGGACUUGGCAGCAUACCUGGAAAGCCAGGAGCACUUCGAAAGGCUCGUGCAGGAUCGGGAGACAGCCGUCUGACGACAGCUGAACGCUGGCGCCCUGCCCCGCAAUGACAAGGGCCUCAGCUUUCCCCUUCCUCGGUCGUUCCUGUGGAACCACGAAGCCGACACCAAAGCCACAGCUGCAAGACUGCGUUGAGCAAGCCAGGCCAAGGCUUCAGCCUAAGUGGCAGCCAGAGCUCUUACGUGAGAUGCAGCUUAUGGGAGAGAGAGAAAGGUUGCGGGCCGCACGAGCUCCACUUAGUCAAAAUCGCAGCACAUGUUAGGAGGAGGAGCCGAGUCGCGAGACUGUUCUGUUCUGGUCCGACAAUGGAAGGAGCCGAAAGAAGGGUGGUACAGGCCCGAGGAGAAGAGAAGGCAGGGUUAUGUGGCAGUUUGUAAUGUGAGGCCAGAACGGAACAUAAACAGUUUAUGCAGACCCAGUAUGCAUGCUUCUUCACGUUAAGAACUUUCACUGAUGCAGCUUGUGCAAUUGGUGCUUUAGCGUGGUGACUUGUUACGUGCAAGCACAUUCACAAACUGGUUUGUGUUUCAGCAUUGCAUCUUGGAAGUCAGUUAUGAUCUUAAGUCAUCUUAAGUCAGCUUGUGCUUUUAUGUUCCAUUCUGGCCUGGCAGUGUACUAGUCAUUCAUGGGGCGUUAUGAAAAGGUACUUUUAACGGUUUUAUCUUGAAAUAUGUUUGCAGACUAGUUUUCUUUGCUUCGUGAAUUUUCAGAUAUUCUUUCUAGCCCUCGUUGGAAAAUAUAUUUGGAACAUGCUUGCAGAUCCUUUGCGGACGACAUUCGCAUGGGUUCUCAGUGAGCUUACUUGACAUGCAUAAAUAAGCCUUGACAAUUUCUCGCGCUCCCGUUCUUGUGACACCAUUGACUCUGUAUCUGCUGCAGGGAGUGGAAGUUUCGGUUUACCGCUUCUUUGAAUUGUUCAUCAGUUGGCAGCUGCCCAAGAGCUUAGAUAUUUGGUGCUUUCAAAUGCUGUGCUCCAUCGAGCACAAGAUGCUUACAAGCUAUGUUCACUCAUUUACUGAGGUAUGUUGUAUCCCGAUUUAACCGCAGGCUCAUAGAUCUAGCGAUUUGCCUUGCCACUUUUGUCAUGUCGCGUGUGAAAACGCUUAUUAGAGUUCGGCGAUCAUGGCAGCGUGGUACUGGUUUCUGUGCAGCUCUGCUUUCUUCACUGCUUUUUGUCUCGUAAUGAACAGGCAAAAAGUUCUCAUUGUACACAUCCUAACGCAUAUAUCUUGGAUAAUUUGCACACUUCUUUUAUGGUUGCACGCCCUUUGCCUCAUUAUGCGAUUCUCAGCAAAACAAGUUUGCCGUGGCGUUUUGAAACUCUUGCACUGUGUUUAAAGUUUUUCACAACCUUUCCAGCUACACCACGGCGGUCCUGAAGUCUUUCACCUGGCUAACCUUACAUUGAACAUGUGCACACCUUGUCAGUGACGAUGUGCAGUUUGUCGUGGUCAAAAGGGAGUCUCCUCUGUUCACUUUAGACUCGUAGAAUGCGUUCCUCUGUCACACGUGGAUGUGGCGACAGCGGAGGCAGGCAAACGUGCAAAGCCUUCUCAACGUUCCUGCACCAUCCUCCUCAACAACUUUGGCCUUAACGUCACCAGCGGCUCCCUCCAUGUGGUGGCGUGGAAGGUAAUGCCGACAGAAUGACGCUAGCGCCUCCUUUGGGCGAUACUAGACGAAACCUCGAGUGGUCCCUAUGCGGAACAGCCCCUUUCCCUUCAUCAAGAAGGAGGGGUGCAGUAGUUUCAUUGAAACGUGCUACGCUAUAUAACGCUCUCGCAUUACGUUGUACAAUUUUGUAUAUUUAGCCCUUGUACAAUAGCAGCGCAAUUGUAGUAGAGCUAGUUGUUUCGACUGCCCCCCUUGGAGGAGGAGAAAAAGAAACACGCAUUUUUAACUCCAAAACAAUACGUGUUUGACUUUCAUGCGGUGCACCUUAUUGUUUAUUUUAUUUUUUAGUCCCCGCAGCAAUGGCUGGAGGAUGACCAAGGCAUUUUUCAGAGGCUGGCAGGCCUUAGCCUUGCCCCUGUGUAGUAGUGUGUCCUCUGUAGGCUUUUCCUUUUGGCCCAGUUGAAAGCUCUUGUCCACGAGCUUCUUGUUGCCAGUAGAAUGUGAAUGCACAGUCGCUUGUCGCAUGUCGAAGGACGAGGGAUUUUCGUGUGGACGCCAAGUUUGACCCACCAAUUGCAGCUCUUCAAUGGCAGCAUGCUUUAUAUGCCUUUGCAGACUGCUAUUUUUCGUUGUUGUUAUUGUUGCUUACUUUUUUUUUACCUGUGUAUAUCAAUCAUUUCUUCCUUCCUCACCAAAGUGACUUGCAUGUACUGAAGUUUUUGCUUUUGAUGAUUUCUGUUGCACUCUUUUGUGUGUCAAUUUUUUUUUAAUUCACCCGUCUUGAUGGCUUCAAGGUAUCUGUGCUGGCAUUAUGUGUGCAGGUUUCUGACAUAUUACUCUUGAAUUGCCUAAAUUUUAUUGCCUGAAAAAAAAAAAGAACCACUUGAAUUGCACUUUAAGGUACUCACAUGUGCAGUUCAGAAAAUGAAACAUCUAUGCAAUUGGCCACUCCAGGAGGAAAUUUGUGGGCUUCUCAUGAUAAGCCGAAAUGGGUACUAGUGCAAAUGAAUGUUGUUAUAUUCCACAUGUUUUCUUUAGUUCAUAUGCUUUGACAUCCAAGGUCAAUUUUGAGGCAUCUUAUGGAAGCCUAUGACAUGUUUUAGACAUAUUGAGUUCUGAAAAAUCUCUCAAGAAAGUAGCAAUAUUGAGUUGGUCUCUUUAUCAGCACAUUUUCUUGUCACAGCAUAGCAAUGUUGUCUUCUUUUGUCAUUUUUGUGUGCAUGGCUGCUCUGUGGGAAGGCUAUGGCUUUAAUCAACCAAAGGAAGUGAGGAUCAUUGUAAAUUUAACAAAGAAAAUAUACUUUUGAAACUGGUUUGAAUUAACUAGAAUUGCUCAAUUGUCUGACUUGGGCAUUAUUGUGAGUCGACUUCGUUUGCACUCAAGAAAGUAUUAGCCAGCUUUGGACACAACACGUACAAUAAUAUGGACUCGCCUUGUUCCUUUAUUCACAGCUCAGUUGAUCUUCAGCUGUACACAAAUGGCUGUUAAGACUGCCUUAAGUUCCUACCAGGCUCUUACCAGUUGCUUUCAUUUCUUUUCUAAUACAAGCUGCUCAUUAUGCUGCAGUGAAUUACUGUCAUUCCGCAAAGACGUGACACACCAGUGAAUGUAUUUAUUAUUGUGCAGUGCAGCACAUUCGUAUCAAUAUUUAUAGAACUUGAAAAAUCUGGGCGCAUGUUCACCAAGCAGUUUCUAUACCACACAGCGACUUUUAAAAAAAAGUGGUACCAGCCAUUUGUGAUAGUCAACAUAUCCCCUCCAGGUGCCAUGUGCAUAAUUGCGCUCACCAAAAUAUAGUACGCUAAAACCCAAACCACUGAGAAAGGUACCACAAUUGAAAAUUUGUUGCAGACAUCUUGACACCCUCGCAGAACACACACCUCUGCUUGAAGUUUGAAUAUCUGUAAGGUGUUUUUGGAAGGUAGACGUUUUGGUGCUUACUCUGUUUCAGUCUGUCAUUGUGUAGUGGUUUCACAUCAUUUCUUGUUUUUCGCAAUGUUUUACAUCAGGCGUAUAUUUCGAGAGGCCGGAUGGGCCACUUUCCAAAUGAGCUAGACACAAUACUGUUGAUGUUAUUGUAACUGACAUCUCUGCGGAGAAUUUUCACAGGUAGUCCACUUUCUGUAAGCUUUCAAUAUGUGGCAUGAUACUAAAGAAAAAAUAUGUGGUGAUACCAAAUUUUCAACGAGUAGAAUUGAUUGGUGCCUGAAGGGGAUAUAAUACUUGGUAACAACCUGCCCUCUGUGCCUCAUAGUUCCUGAGAGAUGCAAACAUUGUAAAGAAUUCGCCCCAGCCAGGACGUCAUGGAAAUCAGCAUGUAUAAUUGGCUGCUGCAUCUGUGCAAGUUUUGUUUGAGCUGGACGUACGUGGUGCUGAAUUCGUAGGUUGUCACUGACUGAGUUGAACCUCUAUAUAACAAAUUAUCAGAUAUAAUGAAAUAAACCUGAGACUUCUCAUCGAUAUGAGCAGGUAAUGAAGGUGCUCAUAAUGAAUAUAACGAAGGCAUUUUUGUGUUGGACGUGACUUAGCUAUAACAAGGUUUGACUAGUCAUACCUUGUUAUGAUCAAAUUACACUUUACAUGUAAAUUCUUUUGUGAUAUCCAGUAUUCAUUAUGCACACUAUUUGUAGAGUCAAACAUUGUUGUAACGAAAUAGCAUCGAUACCUUUGUUAUAUCCAAUAUUUGUUACAAGUCUGUUUGUUACACAGUUUUGGCUAAAAGAUUUUUUUUAUUUAUUUCGUUAUAUCCAGUGAUUCAUUGUAAUGAGAUUCAACUUUAGCAAUAAGGCUGAACAAUUGCAGGCAGGGCGUAUGAAAUAAUACUUUUGUGAAUUCGGCCCUUGGUCACUAUAGCCGGUUACUAUGGACUGCGUUUACAUUUGAGCCUAAGGUUCAGGUAAUGUUCCUGUUAUUUUCUCAUUGAGAUAUCAAAGCUUUGUGAAGUUAAGUUUCCACAAGUGAUACUGAGUAUAUGUAGAAAUUGCUUUGUGCUUCCUCCAUCAUGUUUGUACAAUGGUCUCUUAGCUUGCACACAUACAAUUAUAUGCAAUGUGUUUCUAAUACAAUUGUUUGUUUGCUGUGUUGUUUAGCCACUUUGUUUCGGCAAGAGAUAUUGAAUCACCUCUGGCCCAUGGUGUGAUCAUCCAAGCAUUAACAAAAGCAGUCCAUAAAUUUGAUUGCGUCAAUUCACAGCAGCUCAUAGAAAGAAGACUUAAACCCGUCUGAUAUGCGUAUACGUUAAAUGAAAUGACUGCACUUUUACAUUGCAGCGUUUUUGAAUCGUAGCUCACAGCUUAACCCUCUAAAAGACACCUUGGCAAUAUCGUAGGCACCACAAUAAUGUCCAUGCAACACGAAUUCCUAAGCAUUAAGAGCUGUGCUUCAGCCUUUCGUUUUUCGUAAAAAUUCGGUUUACGUGAAUUCGUUUGGAACUUAUUACAGAGUGCGUGGAAUGACGGCAGUAGUGUGCUAACAAAUGGCUGCCAUAUUUUCCUUUGACAUUUGCAACAUAUAAGAAAAAAUAUUUUGUACAAAGAGCUUGGGGAUAUUUUCUUGCUUCAUGGCUAUUCGUUCAUUUCCCAGUGAAAUACUAUAUCUCUAUCCUUACAAAGUCCAUUGACUUUGAAAACACAGGCUUUCCAACUCCCUAAAAUGGCAGAUUUAUGAUGGUGUAAACCUUUCUCGUUUUGUUCAUUUUGCUUUUAUGUUGCAAUAUCUACUUUAUGUUCAUUUGAGAUGAAUAAAGAGGCAAAAGAAGCCCUAUGAAAA